AUGCCUAUAAUAAAGCCGUCACAAAUCAAAAAUAAGAUAAAACGUGAGGGAGUCUAUGCUAAACAAAAACAAGAAAACAGUCGUCGGAAACUACGAGAACGAAUAAAACGUCGCAAGGAAGAAGCCGAAAAUCCAGAAGCAAAAAAGGCUCGGCUUGAGACAAAUGUUCCCAAGACCCUCGAAAGCACCCGAGAGUUUGAUGAAACAAUCGUGCCGCCUGAUGACUUGGAAGUUAUAGAAGACGAAACGUCCGACGAAUUUGCUUCUUAUUUUCGGGAAGGACAUUCUCCCAAGCUGCUCAUAACAACCAGCAAAAUUGCCUCUAAAGCGUCAUACGAAUUGGCUACCGAAUUAGUUGAUGUCUUUCCUAAUAGUCAAUACGUGAGAAGAGGAAAGAAAUUCUCUAUUGCACAAAUUAUAGAAUUUUGCACAAACCGAGGCUAUACCGACGUUAUGGUGAUUAACGAAGAUCGAAAAAUAUCCAAUGCGAUCACUCUAAUACAUUUACCAGAAGGACCGACGGCGUACUUUAAAUUGACAAGUGUCAAGCUGGGUAAAGAGAUUCAGGGUAAUGGACGUUCGACAGGUCACAAGCCAGAACUCAUUCUUAACAACUUUAACACGCGCCUUGGUCAUACCAUUGGUCGUUGGCUUCAAGCAUUAUUCCCCCACGUACCUGAAUUCAAAGGAAGACAAGUUGCGACCUUCCAUAAUCAGCGUGAUUUUAUUUUCUUCCGACGUCAUCGAUAUGUCUUCAAAAAUAAAGAUCAUGCAGAUUUACAAGAGCUCGGGCCAAGAUUCACAUUGAAGCUCAAGUCAUUACAAAAAGGUCUUUUGGAUAAAGAUGGCGACUACGAGUGGUUGUCCAAGCCAGAGUUGGAGACGAGCCGAAGACGCUUUUUCCUAUGA
Messenger RNA from Paraglomus occultum, 909 nucleotides. Lineage: Eukaryota; Fungi; Glomeromycota; Glomeromycetes; Paraglomerales; Paraglomeraceae. The record is from the annotation of a GenBank genome assembly.